Thunnus maccoyii (southern bluefin tuna) is the source of this 5008-nucleotide messenger RNA. Its product is annotated as serine/threonine kinase 11 interacting protein. Gene Ontology annotation, biological process: intracellular protein localization. Gene Ontology annotation, molecular function: protein binding. The transcript is spliced from 26 exons. The record is from RefSeq and is a predicted model, not a curated record. Bases 174 to 3800 code for a protein of 1208 amino acids. Gene Ontology annotation, cellular component: cytoplasm. Lineage: Eukaryota; Metazoa; Chordata; Actinopteri; Scombriformes; Scombridae.
UAGAGGCUUUAGGCAAUUGCUCGUCAUGUGAUGCAAAAAAUGUCAACAUUACCAACAAAUUACUAGGUGAAACAUCGGUCCUGUUCAUCAAUAAAUAUAGACUUUUUAUUACUGGCUUUUCCAAGCACAAAAUUCAUGUUAGACGUUAAUUUUUUUGGCUGUCACUGCGCAGGAUGGCUGUAUCUCCCAGUGGCCAGUCCUCCCUUGUACACAGCUUGGCCACACUCCUCCGAAAUGAUGGCGACUUGGUGCUGGAUGGCAGCAGCACGCUGACCCUGCCUGCAGCCAGCUUGCAGCAGCUUAACAGGCUGUUUGAACAGUAUUUGCUGUCCAGGAGCCAGCAGCACGGCUUCCUGGCUCUGCCCUCCCACCCUGCCGACACCGCCUCCCUGCUGCAGCUACAGUUCCUGUUCGAUGUCCUACAGAAAACCAUCUCCCUCAAGCUCAUCAACCCGCCCGGGGUGAGACUUCAGUCUGUGCUGAAAAUCUUCCCUUUCAAGUCUCUGAAGUGUUUGGAGCUGAAGCGUAUCCCCCCACACUGUCUAGAGGGACUUAGAGGAGUUUACUCCCAGUUGGAGGUCUUCACCUGCUCAAAGAGCCUCAGCUCCCUGGAGGAGCUGCUUUCCCUGUGUGGAGGUGACCUCAGUUCUGCACUGCCUUGGCUGGAACUGCACACCCUCAACUUCAGCUACAACUCCAUCGUCUGCCUUGACCAGUCACUAAGUUUACUGAACGUCCUGAAGUUUUUGGAUUUAAGCCAUAACAAGAUUCAGGAGUGUGCUGAAUUUCUAAAGCCCCUGAGUGAACUGGAGCACUUAAAUCUGGGCUACAACUGCCUGCAGAGGGUGCCAACGCUGGGCCUGAGUGCCAGGGCCAAACUCCUCACACUCAUCCUCAGGAACAAUGAACUAGAGACUAUAAAUGGAGUGGAACAGUUGUCCUCACUCCAGCACAUAGACCUGGCCUAUAAUCUUCUGUUGGAGCAUUCCCAGUUGGCGCCUCUCUCCCUGCUGCAUUGUCUCAACACACUGAACCUGGAGGGAAACCCACUGUACUUCCAGAAGACGCACCGCACUUGUACCGUCCGCCAUCUCUCCCCAAAGGCUGUCAACCUCAGGCUCAAACUUGAUGGCACUGAGCUGUCCUCAUCUGAGUUAUCAGUUUUGCCAAAACCAGGACAGCUGAUUGUCCAGGUGCAGACUUCUGCUCCACUUGCCCUGCCACCAGAACGGAGUAACCAGGAGGCGUCCAGUGGAGCCGGGGAGCUGAGUGACAGUAUGUCGGUUGGAGAAGUGGGAGUCUCACACAUUCGCAAGAAGAAAUCCAGGAGUAAGGUGAAAGUGCGGCGGGCCAGCAUCUCUGAGCCCAGUGAUACAGAUUAUGAGCCCAGACGAGUGUCCUCCACACAGGGUAUUGUCCUUCCUCACCAAGAGGAGAUUGAACGCAUGUCCAGCUUCAGAGAGCAGCUUGGUGAGGAUUGGCUGCGGUUCCAACACCAUCUAGAUAGAGCGUCCCCCUCUACCAUCACCACAGCUGUUAGCACCGACCAGCCAGCUCCUCAACACCAAACCCUCUCCAACGGCCUCAACGCCGCCACAUGUCCAUCCACCAUCGCCGAGCACCAGCCAGUGGACACGCUGGAAGUUCUCCCUCCACCGCUUCUCUCCUCAGAGCCAAGGAUGGAGACAGACAGUGUGGAUGCAGAACAAGAAACAGAGUCCACUCUAAAGUGGCGCUUACAGUCCACCUUAGAGGAGAGCACGGUGGAUGGUCAGGUGAUGAGCCAGGGAGCGGUCAGCUCACCUGGACCCAGUCUAGAGUCUCAGAUGUCGGCUAGAGCAGAGAGCGGAGACACCAAGGAGGAAGAAGAGGAGGAGGAUCUGGGAGUCGACCUGUGUCUCCCCCUGCUUGUUGGAGUCUUAUCCGACAAAGAAGAGGAAGACGACGAAGGCCAGGGUGAGACGAAGAAUAAAAAGAGGAGGAGGGAGGUGUUUCUGCGUGUCAAACAGGGCCUGUUGCUGGAAGUGGACAUGCAGAGCGGCCAGGAGAGAUGCAGACUAGAGCUGGACAGCUUGGCCGGGGUGGAGACCACAGAGGCCGCCUGGACCCAAGGGGAAACAGAAGAGAUGUUUCCAGCUGUGGAGCUUCAGUUCGACUACAUCAGCAGGGAGAAGAGGAGGAGGCGUUACGUCCUGCUGGAUGAUGACCCGCAGCAGGCACUUCAGGCUCUGACCGACGUGCUAUCUCAUGUGGCGGAGGAAAACCGGCGUCGAGACUCCGAACUCCGCCCCAGCUGUGUUCGUCUGCAGUGCCUUCGCUGCAGGUCAGAGUUCACCGCUCAGGGAGGAAGGAGCGAAGAGGAGGCGGGAGGGAGAGUGAGGAGUAGAGGGGCUGCGAUUCUACCGGAGAGUGGGGAAGAGCGGGAUGAGGAGGAGUCGACAGAGCGCGAUGACAACAGCAAAGGAAACACCAACAUUUGUCCGGAGUGUGGUAGCGACCAUGUGGUCCAGCUGGCUGGCCAAUCAACUCCAUACUGCAGCACACCGAUCCGCCGUCCAUCAAAGCCAGACAGCGAGGACGACCAUCUCGAUAUAACUCAGAGCACUCGCAGUGCCAAUAAGGAGGAUUACACAGAUGCCAGUAUUAGCAGCAGUCCCAUUCCUGAAGCUGCCGUCACCACAGAAGAUCCCACUUUUGUCACGGCUCAGGGAAGCUCCUUCUUCAUCGGGGAAGGUCAGAGUGAUACCUGCAGUCUCUCCUACAACACAGAGUGCCAAAGUAAAGAGGAUCUGGCCGGGAGUUACCGCUACACCGCUCUCGAUGCUACACCACCUGGAAUCCAAUCCCAACCUACAGGAAGAGCUACACCGAAUGAUGAUUUGGACCUGCUGUCUGAAGACUAUGAGGCGGUGGAUCAUCGCCUGAAGCUGUUCCUGGAUGUGGAGGUCUUCGAAGAGGAAGAGGAGGUUCAUUCUUUUCUUAAGAUGUCUGCCGUCAGAUUCGGGGAGCCGUGGGAGGUUCCCUCUCUGUUGGUGGUAUCAGACCAGCGGAUCUACUUUCUGGAAAUGACAUCAGAAACCCACAGAGGUCAGCUCUCUGAUUGGCUGCAGAAGAAGGACAGCCACCCAAUCAUGGAGCUGAGCUACCUGGAGGUGGGGCUGGGCUCUCAGAGCAUCCACAUGGAGUUUGGAGACGGGGGCGUGGCUUACACCCUCCUCGUGAGGGACAGUUUACGCUGCAAACGCUUCUUUGGCCUCUUGACAGGAAUCGUGCGUGAGAUGGCUCACAAGUCAGACAGCAAGCUAAACUCCAUCUCUACUACAAGACUCAACCCUCAGCACCAUCUCUGGCCUCUAGUGUGCGAGGACAUUCAGGCAGAUGUGGAGGACGGCCAGCUGCAGUUCUUCUAUAUUCUGGCUUUCGUCCUGCAAGAUGACAUUUGGAUGCCCUUGACAGUCCUGGCAACAAGAGAGACUCUCUACCUGCUCAAAGAGGAUCAUCAGUGGAGGAAGAGCUCCAACCAGCUGACAGUCAGUGACAACAAAGAGCCGAGCAGCGGGGGCUUCACUGUUCUAGAAACGCUGCCAAUCAGCUGCGUGAGCUCCAUCCACCUGUGGCCUUCGGAUGAGUGCAGGAUGGAUAUUAAGCUUUAUGAUGAGACUGUGAAACAAGAGAAGACCUGGUGUGUGCGCUCGGAGAGCAGCGAGCUCCUCCAGGGUCUUCUGGCCUGGGUCAGAGCACAGUGGGAGGCCAUGUUCGGAGUAAAACUGCACACAAGCCUUCAAGACAAAGAGGCAUAAUGGGGGAGGCCAACAAAAAAAAAAAAAAAAAAGUUACAGACUUUGUGUAUGCGUGCUCCUGUGUGUUUUGCGAGCAUGGAUCUGCGUGUUGGUCCUGGGAAAUGUUUACUGAGCGUGAGCGAGUGUGUCUUUAUUUUCUCUCUACACAAUCUGCACUCAGUCUGGUCCCAUUACGCUCAUUGCUUUCAUCGUUUUUUAAGCCAAGUACUUGGAAAUGAUUGCACUCAUUCAUGUGGUACACAAGCCUAUAAAAGCACUGGUUGCAUAAGAUACCACAUAUCUAGAUACCAUCCCACUGAACUUUUCUACAGCUGAAACGGAGUGUGCCUUGUUUCCUUUGCAGCUGCCACGUUUUCUUAUUGAAAUGCACCUUAAUGCAUCUCAUUGUGUUCUUAAAGCAUUGUAGCAUCCUGCUAAGAUGGAGCAGAUUUAAGGUUUUGGAACUAAAAGAGCAUUAAGUUGGGAAGGAGAAGGUUUUUAGGGGAGUAAUGAAAAGGAGCUGAGCCCAAAAUAUGUAUGUGCUCUCUAUGUGCGUGUGUGCGUAAAUCCAUUCCCCCGCCCCCACCUCGUUAAGCUUGACAUCGCCAUCUUAGGGUGCAGUGAGUUGUGACAUCACGCGCUCAACAUGAGGCUCGGAGGUGCCUCCGAAAGGUCAAGGCUCGAGACGCUGUCAUCGAGGGUUCCCUCGCACCUUUUCCUCCCAAUUAGGGUCUCGUGAUGCGUUUCUGCACUUUGUCAUGUGAACUGUAAAAAGGAUCCCAGAGGUGCAAAGCUGCAGAAACUCCUCAAAGAUGAAAAAGUAGCAGUAAAGCUUGGGAACAGAUUGUGUUUAUUUGUAGCCUGGGUCUGUUUUUUGUUCAUUUCCAGGUUUAAUAUGAGGAAAAAAACUGUUAUCAUUUGAUAAGUGUGGUACAUUUAUAUUACUCAAUAUCAUAAGUAAAUGCUUUAGUUAAUAUUCAUCGGUAAAAUGUAAUUGUAGCCACUGUGACGUCUUUAUUAUCAUCAUGUACAGAUGCAGUAAAGAUCAAAAUCUCAGCACUGUUAAUGUCAGUUUAGAGAAACCAGUAUAACUUAAUUUAUUUCUUUGCUAGCAUUUUUUUUUCCAUAAUGGGUUGAUGCAGAAAACUCUUUAUUUUUAUAUGAAUUUAAAAAAAGAGGUGACAUAUGUUUGUGUAUGAUGUAUGAUAUAUAUAAUUCAAUACAAAAGU